AUGUAUAAGAGCCUGUGGCUGACUAACUAUAGCUUGAUUGAGGCUUAUGUACACAAAGCGUUCAUGAGUUUGUAUGAUCCUCAAAAAAUGGACUCCGAGGACUAUUCAGUGACAGGAAUCUUCUCAGAGAUUCCACCAAACCGCACAUGUGCAGACCUCGAUAUGCUUCCCUUGACCAGAUGUAAAUGUGAAGGUUUUGAUGAAGAAUUUGAGGUCAAAGAAAAUGCAGAUGACCACAAGUGGCUGGCAGAAUUUGCAGUUGGACAUAUAAAUAAUGCAAUACAAAGGCAACAUAGGGAAGGUGGUGCUAACUCAUCUGAAAGUUUUGGCUAUGGAAACUGUGAACGCUUAGUUGGAAAAUCGUUUUCAAAAGUGAUCAAACGUUUUCGAAGAGAAUUUAUCGUAACGAGUAUGGACAUUCACGUGUUUCCCCCAACCGGAUAUAAUGAGGAUGAAGUGUUUAGAGUCUCUGUCAAACAGUUCGCUGAACCGAAAGACGGAGUAUUUUUUAUAAAUUCCAUAAGAGUGACGACUUACAGCAAGUUUGCGCCUUGCGCCGACAAGUCAGUCGACAUCAAGCUUUGCACAUGCACCAAACAUCAAACCUCUGACCUCACUAAGAGAGGAGUGUUGUUUGAGAAUGGUGUUCCGAGGAAAAUGUUUGGUUCGGAAACAAUUGUAAAGGAUCUGGACUCCAACUGUUUGUUAUUCUUGAGACGAGAUUAUAGAACGUUCUCUUUUGUAUUAGAAGUAGCCAAUGUUUGCACAGAUAUCACUUAUAAAUUUACUAUGACAGGCUCAACGGAUCAAAGGGUUUUCACCAAUACUUUGCCAAUCUCUCUUGAGUUACCUCCCAAAACCUUUCAUUUUCUAACAUCUGUUUCCAAGUAUGUCGUAAAGGUAGAUAGCGACCUUAAUCUAAAAGCAAGCAUACAAGUUAAAAAUGAGGAAUCGGAUACCUUUGACAGUUUAGGGACUAUUGGGGUUUCCUAACAGUUUAAAUGCGGUUUGGUGGAAAAUUGUGUUCUUUUUUUUUCGGAUUGAUUUUAUUUAUUCAUAUGUUCUCAUCUCAGUUGCAUGCCCAAGAGAGUUUGUGUAACAAAACAGAUAAUUAUCAAUAAGUUUUUUGGUAAGCAUUGUUGUAGGAGAGUCUCUAUUUAAGUGUUGAAGAAUGAAGAUCCACAGAGGAAAUGAAAAAUGACUCAUAGUACGCGGAAACUAACAAAAUAUACCAAUAACUGGUAAACUUAAAACAUAAAAUUGAAAUGUGAGGUGAAUUCUCUAUUUAAAUGAAUGCCAUAAAAAAGAUCAUAAAUUUGUCAUCAAUUUCACUCCCUGAGAUGUCUUGCUGAAGGGAAGUCACUGGAAAGACGCUAGAAAUUUUAGAAGUUUCUUAACUCGUGCCCAGUCUUACUUUAACAAUUACAAAAUACUGAAAAUAAUGAAAAUCACAUCAGUAUAAAAGACUAUAAACAAUCAUGUGCAGAGCCUAAUAACAAAUUCCUAUUUUGGUGCUUAGCGAUAAAUAAACGGUACAAGGUUAAAUUUUUCUACCAGACUUCUAAAAGUAUUCACAUUACCAGCAAUUCUAGCAUUGCAUGGUAAAGUAUUCCAAAGGUGGCUGGCUGGGAUGCAAAGGAAUUAAGACACACUUGCUAUUAAAAGAAUAUUGUUCAAGCUUAGUGCCUGAGCAAUUGACUGUACGAAGUUUAAAGAAACUUUAAUGUAACUAGGACCAUUCCCAUUGAAACUUUUAAAAAGUAGGAUCAAAACAUGAAAAAACCUCCUUUGUUCUGGUAUACGCGUGUUAAUUAAUUUACGAAUAUCAUCGUACGAAGUGGACUUAGGUAAACCUAAUAACGUUCUGAAAAUAUAGUACUUUUAAUUGAA
Pocillopora damicornis (cauliflower coral) is the source of this 1890-nucleotide messenger RNA. RefSeq lists its product as uncharacterized. Lineage: Eukaryota; Metazoa; Cnidaria; Anthozoa; Scleractinia; Pocilloporidae. The record is from RefSeq and is a predicted model, not a curated record.